CCGAGCCGGGGAGAGUUUUCGGCACUGAGUCAGAGCGAGGUUGGCGGUCAGUCGUUUGCUAUCGGACGUCCUCGGUGGCGGCGAAGGAGCAGCGAGACUCACCUGCCAUGCUUGCCUGGGGUGUCAUCCUGGGGCUCUUGCCCGUGUUGCUGAGGUCCGCCCGGGGAGAGCCCAUCGCAGAAACUAGCUGUCCUGGAGGCCAGUCCUGGAGUCCUGACUUGGAAAAGUGCAUGGAUUGCUCAGUGUGCCAACGUCAAAAUAAGAACGAUUUUUGCUCUACUUGUGGAGACCCCCAGCCCACCAACACCCUCAAUUUGUGGGUGCUCGUUGGGGCAUCGCUUGGUGCUGUUUUUCUGGCUAGCAUCAUUGCGGGCACAAUCAUUUAUGCCCGCUGCCGAAGGCGAGAAAAAUUCACCACCCCAAUUGAAGAAACUGGAGGCCAUUCAGCUCAAGAAUCACUGAUACACUGAAGAUCUGGGUUUUUUUCACCACUUCAGAUUCAGGAAACAGCAAAGAAAAUGUCACUUUUGAUUACCUCGACUUUUCUUGAAGCUGCAGGAGAGACAUUGUUCACCUGCCCUGGCAUUCUGGGGCCUUACAUUUUGCACACUCAGCAACGAGCUGUGAAACCUACUGUCUCUUGUUCCCAUUUCAGGAAACAGGCCCCUCUGGGGAAAGGGUGACCAUCUUCCUUGUUAAAUGCCUUGUGCUGUGAGAGGAGGGGAAAAAAACUCUUACUUCUGGCACAUACGUACCCCAGGCUUAAUGCCUCAUAUUGGGGUGAUUUAUUUUUCUACAGGGGUUACAGUUUGGGGAACUCUGCAGUUCCUAGAUCUGCAUUGUGGGCUUCCUCCUUUGUCCUUUCCCUCCCUUUUAAGGAAAAAGAUGAAUGUGAUUUUUAGAUUAUCUGUAUAUAGAGAGAUAUUGGGUGCUAAAACUCUCCAUGAGAGAGGAAUACGGACUAGCCUCAACAGAACUUCCUGCACCAUUUCUUCCAAUCAGUGGCUGGCCACUAUAUCAGAAAGACAAUGUAGGUGUAGCUCCAGAUGUUCUGGACUACAGUUCCCAUAAUGCCAUGAAAAAUCACAGGUUGCCUCAGUUUUAUCAGUUUGUUUCCUCUGAUUUUCCUCGGUAUCUGCUCUUUCUCUUUCUCUUCCCUUUGGUGCUCCCUGUUGAGAUUCUAUUUAUGUCUUCUGCUCUCAUAAGAGAAUUUUAAUUUUAUGGUGUGAUUGGGUUUUUUUUUAAACUGCAUUCAGAAAAAAAAGAGAAAAAAAAACUUUUAUUUCCUGACACAGCAUUUGUGAACUAAAAAUAAAAAUGCUUUAAGUUUGGUAUGAAAAUGUUGCAAAUUGUCCCCAGGAAGUGAAUGUGAAUGUUGAUGAGUUUGAUAUUGACCACCAUUCUAAAUCAUAGUUUGUUUGAUGUAUUAAAUAAACCACAAUUUGCCAGAUUUGCAUGAUAACAAAAAGCUGAAGCUGAAUAAACCAUCUUAAGGUUUA
This is a messenger RNA of Crotalus tigris (Tiger rattlesnake), 1499 nucleotides long. It is a transcript of the gene TNFRSF12A, whose product is annotated as TNF receptor superfamily member 12A. The coding region runs from base 108 to 470 and encodes 120 amino acids. Gene Ontology annotation, cellular component: plasma membrane. The transcript has 5 exons. Gene Ontology annotation, biological process: positive regulation of apoptotic process. The record is from RefSeq and is a predicted model, not a curated record. NCBI's taxonomy places the organism in Eukaryota, Metazoa, Chordata, Lepidosauria, Squamata, Viperidae. Gene Ontology annotation, molecular function: protein binding.